AUGAACAAAGAAAUAUUAAUCGAUGUCGGCUCUCAGUUGGCACAUUUACGAAUGUAUCCAGUUUUUGACGUUUGUCAUUAUCUAUUAACAGCAUUGCUAGUUCGAGAUGAUAUACAACAGCAUCAACCAGCUACACAAAAUUUUACACGUCGUCAUCCAUUAUCAUGUUGGUUAUCAACAAUGUUACUAAGUUUUGCUGGUUCAAUUUUAUCUAAUUUUUUACUUGGUGAAAGUCCUAUAAAAGAUUUUGCUCAUCAUCAACAUCUUUUACUCGCAACUAUAUGUUGGUAUCUUGUAUUUUAUUCACCAUUUGAUAUUAUAACACGUUUAUUACGAUUUGUACCUAUACGAAUUAUUGUUGGUGUUGCAAAAGAAAUUCAACGAACAAAAAAAGUUUUCGAUGGAGUUCAUUCAACACUAGCGAUCUAUCCCGAUGGUUAUCUUAUUGUUGUUCUUAUUGGAGCUAUUAAAGGUUGUGGUGGAUCAAUUAUAUCAUCAAUUGAUCGAUUUAUUCGUGGUGUUUGGUUACCUACACAAACAGAGUUUCUUUUUCCAUCUUUUGCAACAAAAGCAUGUUUUAUUUCUGCAAUAGUAUUCUUAUUAGAAUAUCUUCAAUUAAUUCAAUUUGAACGUGAAUUAGUUUAUUUAUGUGUUGCUUCAAUGUUUAUAUAUGUACGCAUAAUAACUAUAUUUUUUAAGCAAUAUGAUCCUUUAAUGCCAUUUGAAAAUCUUUCAUCGGGUAUAUUAUUUAAUAGUUGGUCAGAAACAAUUUCUGAUGCAUAUCGAAGAGCAACUGCUUCUUCGACAAUCCCAGGUGCAAUUAAUGCAUCAACUCAACCACAAGCAACAGUAAUACCGGCUGCUCUUACGCCACUUACUGCUACAACAACAAUGAUUAGUUCAAAAAAAGAAACAAAUAAUAAUGAUGGACAAGUGAAAAGCCUUGACGUUAAAAAACGAGAUUAA
This is a messenger RNA of Adineta steineri, 966 nucleotides long. The record is from the annotation of a GenBank genome assembly. Lineage: Eukaryota; Metazoa; Rotifera; Eurotatoria; Adinetida; Adinetidae.